AAGGAACGGGGAAGGAGGGGGAGGGGGAGCCGAAGGGCGCGGAUGGCUAGACCGGAGCGGCCUCCCCCUCCCCGAAGUCGGGGGUGCCUUAGCCGCUGGGGAGCGGGGCUGCAGCCUCUGCAGCCUCUGCAGCUGGAUUUCCCACUCUGACAGGCGCCAUUUUACCGCCCUAAGGGCUCCCUCCUCCCUUCUUCCCCCCUCCUCUUCCCCUCUGACACUGCUUCCGGUGGUGACGUGUAUUCGCUUCACCGGGACUAAAGUUCCCCCUCCUCGGUCUAUGGGGGCGGGUAGAGGAAAGCCGAGAGCGCUCCCAACAAGGCCGCAGUAUCGCGCAAGCGCGGAAGGUGGCAGCGGGGCGGACCCCGGGGGCGAGGCGGGCCCCGCCUGGAGCGGCGUGGGCGGGGCGGGUGACGUCUCUCGUCCCCGGGUGUCGGGCCGUCGGACGGGCUCGUGCGGCCUCCUACCCCUCCCGCCGACAACUGCCCCCAACGGCUCUUCCGGCCCCAGUCGUGACUCCGUGGAGUGGGAGGGGCGCAGUCUCUUGAAGGCGCUUAUCAAGAAAGCUGCGCUGGGUGGGGAGCAGGUCCACAUCCUGGGCUGUGAAGUGAGCGAGGAAGAGUUUCGUGCAGGUUUUGACUCCAGUAUCAACAGCCGGCUGGUUUACUAUGACCUCUUCAGAGACCCGCUCAACUGGGCACAGACUGGGGAAGCCCUUCCGGGGGGACCCCUGGGAGCCUUGCAGGCCAUGUGCGAGAGGACGGACCCUGGUCCUGUCACUGUGGCUCUCGAUUCGCUGAGCUGGCUGCUGCUGCGUCUUCCCUGUGCCGCCCUCUGCCAGGCCCUCUGUGCCAUGAGCCGUCAGCACGCCUGCCGUGGUGGCGGCCCCGCAGCGGAGCAGCUGUGCGUGCUAGGCCUGCUGCACCGAGAGCUCCAUGGCCCGGGCCCCAUGGGAGCAUUGAGCAGCCUUGCCCAGACCGAGGUGACCCUGAGUGGUACAGCGGGCCAGGCCUCGGCCCACAUCCUCUGUCGGAGGCCCCGACAGCGCCCAACCCUCGAGACUCUGUGGUUCUCCGUCCUGCCUGACUUGAGCCUGGAUCCCCAAGGGGGACCCCCGCUAGAGUCCCAGCCCCACCCAGAUCCUCACACACGGCAGGUGGACCCUGCCUCCCACUUGACCUUUAACCUCCACCUGUCCAAGAGAGAGCGAGAAGCCAAGGAUAGCCUGACACUGCCUUUCCAGUUCAGCUCCGAAAAACAGCAGGCUCUGCUGUGCCCUGGGCCCGGCCCCGCUACCAGCCGCAUCUUCUAUGAGCCAGACGCGUUCGAUGACCUGGACCCAGAAGACCCAGAUGGUGACCUGGAUGUUUGACGGGGAGCCUUGACUAGCCUGUACUGGGGAGGGGGGAGAGAGACCUUGGACGCGUAACCAUCCUUUCGUUGUUUGCGGCGGCCUUACCCUGCCCCACCUGUGUUCCCUGUGUGCGGAGGUCCUGCCUCGUGACCCCCGAGUCAGGGAGUAGCUUCCAGGCGGGACAAAACAUGGGAAGGGGCAGAGGGGAAGGUGAGGGAACAGAGACGCCUCCCUUCCCAGCCUAAUAAAAUCUCUUUUUUUACGAAAAAAGAAA
Messenger RNA from Herpailurus yagouaroundi (jaguarundi), 1625 nucleotides. RefSeq names its product elongator acetyltransferase complex subunit 5 (gene ELP5). Gene Ontology annotation, cellular component: cytosol; elongator holoenzyme complex; nucleus. The record is from RefSeq and is a predicted model, not a curated record. NCBI's taxonomy places the organism in Eukaryota, Metazoa, Chordata, Mammalia, Carnivora, Felidae. The coding region runs from base 278 to 1369 and encodes 363 amino acids. Gene Ontology annotation, biological process: tRNA wobble uridine modification. The transcript is spliced from 8 exons. Gene Ontology annotation, molecular function: tRNA binding.